This is a messenger RNA of Coniophora puteana RWD-64-598 SS2, 1033 nucleotides long. RefSeq lists its product as uncharacterized. Gene Ontology annotation, cellular component: cytosol. NCBI's taxonomy places the organism in Eukaryota, Fungi, Basidiomycota, Agaricomycetes, Boletales, Coniophoraceae. Gene Ontology annotation, biological process: ubiquitin-dependent protein catabolic process. The record is from RefSeq and is a predicted model, not a curated record. Gene Ontology annotation, molecular function: polyubiquitin modification-dependent protein binding. The transcript is spliced from 4 exons. The coding region runs from base 1 to 891 and encodes 296 amino acids.
AUGGCAGAUCAGGCGGAGCUUGUCUUUGUCAGAAACUACAUAAAAGCCCUGGCGUCAACCCCAGUCAAGUAUCCCAACGACUACCAACAACCCCCUCAGAACUCCCUCAAGAAGGUCCCUGUCUUGCAGGUACCCCUCCCUCCUGUACCCGAGCGCAAGGCAGAGUCAUCCACCCCUGCUGCGACUUCCCUUAACAUCACAGUCAAAUCCUUAAAACCCGCCGCGUCUUUUUCGCUUUCUGUCCAGUCUACGGACACGAUAUCCGAUAUCAAGACUCAGCUCGCUACCCAGCCCCGUGCACCACCCGCCGACGCACAGCGCCUCCUCCUCAAGGGCAAAGCUCUCGCAGACACCAAGCUCCUCAAGGAAUACAGUAUCAAGGACGGCGACACAGUCAACCUAAUUCUCAAGCCAGGCUUUAGCUGGGAUCCUUCUUCGUCGAACGCUAGCUCUCCUCCAACCCUUGCUCCUUCCGCUGCCAUGCAAGCACCUUCCCAGAAGUUUCCUAGCGCCUCAACCGACGACAUUCCGAAGCUUAGUACGGGCGGUCAUAGACAUGGGCGCACGCCUUCGAUUGUCCUGUCUCCUUCGCCGUCGCAGGUGUCGCUAGACCCAGACGAGAAGAUCGCGGAUAUCAACCUCACGCUAGAUACAUCAUCCAUACCAACUGCGUCGUCUUCACCAGGGACCAAGUCGACGUACCAAACCUCUCUUGCCGAACCUGGAUUCUGGGAUCGGCUAUAUUCUUUCCUCAGGACGGAGUUUACGAACGAUGGCGAUGCGCUCCUCGCAUUCGAGGACUUCCUUCGUGCGGCCAAGGGCAACCUCACCGCUAAUGAGAUCGCCAAGAUUCGCGACCAUGUCGGCGUUGUUGGCAUGUCAGGCACCUGAAUGAUUGGGUGGGCCCGAGUUUGGGUCCGGGAUGCUAAUUUCUUUCCAAGUAGGUUUUAGUGGGUGAUUUGGUACUUAUCCUCUGUAAUAUAGCGAUCACAAACAACGUAUAGAUUAACACCGUUAUGGUUUCUGUUUGACC